UCAUUAUCAGUAACAAUAUGCAACUGUUAAUAAAACAAGAGUUUGUGUCAUCAACAGAACAAUACAAAACAUGUUUUCCAAGCAGAUUUUCUGGGCUUUUGUCUUGUUACAACCAUUAAUCAUUAGUGCAGUAGAUGUGAAUGACAAUUUACUCAAUGAUUUAGUUGAAAGGAUAGGUGUUCUUGAAGAGCGAGGAAAGGCACAAGAAUUGCUAAUCAAAGAUCUUCAAGAUCAAGUUACUGAGUUACAGAGAGAAAAGACCAGAAUGUUGAAAAAUGACUACCAGCAUGAAAGAAAUAUGAAAUUUUACAAUGAUCAUGUGACACCUCAACAAAAUGGCAACAAGGAAGCUACUAGUUCCAUCUUGAAGAUAGUGAAGCGCAGCCUAAACAAUACCUUACCAGAAACAAAUUUAACUGCUGAGUACCAAGAUGCAUUAUUACUUUCAUUUGGUGGUGGUGGUGGUAGUGGUAGCAGUAAUUACGGUACCAAUAGUGAUGGCCUUGGUAGAGUAGCAUUCCAUGCUACAAUAGACAAAAAUACAGGGUAUCCAUAUGCAGUAUCUCAUCUUACAGUUGGUCAAGUGAUUGUUUUUGAUCAAGAAAAGGUUAACAUUGGAAGUGGAUAUCAUAGAUCUACUGGACUUUUUAUUGCACCAUUGCCAGGUGUGUACAUGUUUUCAGCUUCUGUGAUGACAAAGGGAGAGAUACAACUAAAUAUUGUUAAAAAUGGCGUACCAACAGCUGGGAUGUUUGCAUCCGAUAGACAACAAGGAUCUGUUACUAUGGUAACAGAGCUUCAAGUUGGGGAUGAAAUACUAGUAAGAGUGCAAAGUCCAAAUGAUGCAUAUAUCUGGGGAGAUCGUCUUACAAGUUUUUGUGGUUUUUUGAUAGCAUAAUGUUGAAAGCAGUCCUAGUUUGAGAAUACAAGUUGCUUUAACUACAUGUGCAUGUAACGAUUACUCGUACAUAUUCUGGAUUUACUAUUACUGCAUCAACUGUUUGCAUUUUCUAUUUCAAAUCCUUACUACUAGUAAAGAAACAAAACAGCUCA
Molecule: messenger RNA, 1053 nt
Organism: Ruditapes philippinarum (Manila clam)
Lineage: Eukaryota; Metazoa; Mollusca; Bivalvia; Venerida; Veneridae
Product: cerebellin-3-like
Exons: 3
Coding region: 71-898 (275 amino acids)
Molecular function (GO): protein binding
Source: RefSeq, a predicted model, not a curated record